Molecule: messenger RNA, 1101 nt
Organism: Penicillium olsonii
Lineage: Eukaryota; Fungi; Ascomycota; Eurotiomycetes; Eurotiales; Aspergillaceae
Source: the annotation of a GenBank genome assembly
AUGGCAUCUGGCAUCACCCCAUCAAGAAAUGUUCUCGAGCCCCCUUUUACACCACCGCCGACGGAACACAAGCCUCUAUCGAGAAGUGCCCAAAGCGUGGUCACUUAUUUGCGGCUCCAUCGUGCCAAUCACCGGCCAAGCUCUUGGUGGGAAAUCCGGCUCAAACCAGACGGCUAUCUAGAAGUUUUGGGUGUCCUUGAUGCUGAUGAAAACCUUCGCGGCUAUGUGGAAGACAAAAUACGAUACGAUUACGAUCCCCGUCGCUGCUGUCUGACAAUCCGGAUGCCAAGUCCUGUCCAUGAUACAUUUUGCGCAAGGAUAGCGGAUGAAAUACUCAAACAACUGAGCCAACUCCAGGAAACUGACGGACUUACCGCCAAUUUCGCCAAGCAGAUCCAGCAUUUUGCUACAUCCCGAAUUUUGAUACCCGAAGACACGCACGAUGGUAAACACACAUUCUCGAAACGGGAACCGGAUGCCUCAUUUGGGCAUUGGCAGGCCCUUUACCCCGGUGUAAUCCUGGAGGUAUGCUAUUCACGAAAGAGCAAGCGGAUUUCCUACCUGGCCGAUGAUUAUAUUUUAAACACUGACGGGAGUGUGAACGUGGUGAUUGCUUUGUAUAUCGAUUACCAGGGCUCUAGAGAAGCCACAAUUACUACAUGGCGACCAGAAUAUGCAACGGUAAAUGGUGUGGAGGAAUUUCGGGCCGCCGUGGCGAUAGAAGCACAGCCUUUUCGAACAAACUCUGGACUUGCAACCGAAGGCACAGCGCUACGACUAAGGCUCAGGGACUUCGCGACAGAGGAUCUUUCACGUGGCCAAGUGGGUCUUCAUCGCGAGAUUCUCAUCACAUCGAAGCAGCUUUGCGAUUUUCUUUCAUGUGCUGAAGCACGGCAGCAGAUGCAGACACAGCAGCAAUGUUCGAUAGAUCGAAUACGACCGGGGGCUUUAAAGCGUCGUCGACCUCAAACGCCCCCUGAACAACUAAGCUCAGACAACGAAGGAUCUGUCGGGAGGGGCAAAAAAGGUAAAUAUGGGGGCCAAAGAGGCGACUUUCGCCCAAGCUCUUCGUCUGGAGAUUCGAAGGGUGAGUUGCAUUGA